AUCACAAGCCACCAAAAGUGUGUCCUUCCCAAAACCCAAAGGCAAAGAACAACCUCAACACUGUCUCCUCAAUCUCCCCAAACUCCAAUUCAAACACUUCCACUCUUUCUAUAAUUUCAUCAAAAACCCAUUUGUUUCCCUACAAUCCCUUCACCAACCAAAACCCCACAUGGCUCUUCUCCACAAGUUUUCAUCUUUCUCAUCUCUCAAUUCCCAACCCACUCCAAAUCACCGUUUUCGCCAACCCAUUUCUUCAAUCAACUGCACAACCUCCCCCACCUCACCCUUCACAGAGAAACACUCCACAGAAAGAUACCAACGUGACCAAUGGGUUUACCAGAAACCAAUUUCGUGUAAUAACCACACUCAAACCCCUUUUGGUGAUGAUUCAACUAGAGAGGAUGAUAUAGCUUUACAGCUUCCGGAGCUGAAGAAGCUGGUUCAGGUGUUGAAGGAAAAGAGGGAGAGUGAAGGGAAAUGCAGUGAAGGGAAGUGUGUUCCUGGUGAUGUGUUUUUGGUUGGGACAGGACCUGGGGAUCCUGAGUUGUUGACGGUUAAGGCUGUUAGAGUUAUUAAGAGUGCUGAUUUGUUGUUGUAUGAUAGGUUGGUUUCUAAUGAUGUUUUGGAUUUGGUUGGUCCUAAUGCUAAGCUUCUGUAUGUUGGAAAAACUGCUGGGUACCAUAGUAGAACUCAGGAAGAAAUACAUGAACUUCUUUUGAGUUUUGCCGAAGCUGGGGCUACUGUUGUGAGGCUUAAAGGGGGUGAUCCGUUGGUCUUUGGAAGGGGCGGCGAGGAAAUGGAUUUUUUGCAACAACAAGGUAUCCAAGUGAAAGUUAUUCCGGGUAUAACAGCAGCAUCUGGAAUUGCAGCGGAAUUAGGGAUUCCGUUAACUCACCGUGGUAUUGCAAAUAGCGUGAGAUUCCUCACGGGGCAUUCGAGGAAAGGAGGAAGCGAUCCAUUAUUUGUAUCAGAAAAUGCUGCCGAUCCUGAUUCAACCUUGGUGGUUUAUAUGGGCUUGUCAACAUUCCCUUCCCUUUCGCAGAAACUAAUGCAUCAUGGUUUGUCACCUCACACCCCGGCUGUAGCCAUUGAGCGAGGGACCACACUUCAGCAGCGUACGGUGUUUGCAGAACUUAAAGAGCUUCCAGAGAAAAUUGCAUCUACUGGAUUAGAGUCGCCAACUUUGCUAAUUAUAGGAAAAGUUGUCGAGUUAUCACCAUUUUGGCCUAUUCCUAUAAAACAAGAAUCAUCUUUAAUGCAAGCAUGAUUGAUGUUUAUGAGAAAUACUAUUACCGGGAAGCUUGUGAAGAUGAAGGAUUACUACGUCUGCAUACAAAAGGGUUGAAGGUUAAUGUGAUUUGGAUACAUUUUGCGAUGUUUGCGGAACUGAAGAACUUCUGCUUUACAACUGCGGUUUCUACUGAAGAACUUUGGAACAUUUUUGCUUCAACAUGUUGCAGAUUUAGAAUAAAACAAAUUGCGAUGCACAGGUUUUGCUAGUUUUUCAACCCACGAUCAUAAUUUACACCAGAGUUUCUGACCAAGGCCACAGUUACCUGGAUUAGUUAACUUUCCAUAGUUUAGGUGAAUUUUUUGUUAUAAUCUAUUUAGGAUCAUUUUUAUUAGGACAUAAUGCAGGUUAGUUUCAAGAGGGGAUUUCAUUAGUUCAGUUUAUGAAUGUUGCUAGUUAGAAUUCGAAGACAUUCCGUCUUUCGACAUUCAUUUGUUAAUGUUACUUGUUAGAUCAGCAUAUUGUAACAGUAUAUUGUCCAAUCUGGCAGCACAUUUGAACCUGUCUAGUGGUGUAUCAACUUAGUGCCUUUCAUGACGAUAUUCUAACGUAAUGUGAAACCCGUCCUUUCUUCUUGA
Messenger RNA from Vicia villosa (hairy vetch), 1869 nucleotides. Its product is annotated as S-adenosyl-L-methionine-dependent uroporphyrinogen III methyltransferase, chloroplastic-like. Bases 170 to 1267 code for a protein of 365 amino acids. NCBI's taxonomy places the organism in Eukaryota, Viridiplantae, Streptophyta, Magnoliopsida, Fabales, Fabaceae. The record is from RefSeq and is a predicted model, not a curated record. The transcript is spliced from 4 exons. Gene Ontology annotation, molecular function: uroporphyrin-III C-methyltransferase activity. Gene Ontology annotation, biological process: siroheme biosynthetic process.